Protopolystoma xenopodis is the source of this 696-nucleotide messenger RNA. The record is from the annotation of a GenBank genome assembly. Lineage: Eukaryota; Metazoa; Platyhelminthes; Monogenea; Polystomatidea; Polystomatidae.
ACGACUGCUAUCACUUCAUGUCCCAAACUAUGCCAUUCCUCAUCCCAGCCGAUAUCUCAAAUUGAUGCAAUCCUCAGCCUCCAGAAAGGCGGAAACGGGUCUUCUAGUCCUGUUUGUCAACAGGAAAGUGACACUCGGUUGUUUUCCCCACGACCUCUACCGUCCCCUCGCACAACCCAUCUCUGCCGGACCCCUGACUCGGCUGGAGUAUCAGCAGUUCCAACUCUAUCCACGCCCUCCAUUUCUCCAAUCGUCUGCUUCGCUCGCCAACAACUAUCUCCUGUUCCUUCAGUAGAAUCCUUGUCCUCCGAGUGUCCUUCUCCAGCCUUGUCUCUGCCAAAGAAGCAAGCCUUUCCGCUCGAUCUGCAUCACGACGUCUCAUUUCCUUCAGUGCUAGAGGUUCCAUCAGUUUCAGCGCCAAUUACCGCUUUUAGCGCAGAUCCAUCUCCCACCAAGUGGAGACUAGAGCCGCUAUCGAAGUCCUCCGGCCUCGGAUUGGGCCUAGCGAUAGAUACAGAAUUGGAGGCGGGCGCUGGCACCGGAGACGAGACUGACACCAGCGUAUUAGGUUUGGCUUGUCGAUUCUUGAUAACAGAACGCGCCCAUUCCAGUCAUUUAGAGCGAUUAAUCGACGCUCAUCUUGACCAGCUCAAACAGCAGGCGCUUUCAGCACCCAGACAGACACAUCCCCAAUGA